AUGCGCCAAAACGUCAUUAAUUCUGUGAGAAUUAGUGUGUUUUCAUGUCGAACAAUCAUUUUUCAUCGCCUUUGACCACACAAAAAUCCGAGAAAACCUGCUCAAUUCAUAAAAACGCCAUUAGUCCGCCGAGGCCACGCCCGUAUUGUCAGCUCUGGAGACCGUCGGAACUAAUUUCCACGUGGCACUCUCAAUGUUCGUGAUGCUUUCACAAAUGUUCAACGAUGCGAGAAUCAGUGUUCGAUUGGCCCCUCAAGCUGUAAAAGUGAGUUGAAUUUCGAGAUUCGAUGACAGAAAACAAUCUGGACACGAUUUCAGCGAUGCGCAUUCGUCUCGUUUUGUGCCUUCUCGCCCUCUGUCUCGUGGGGAAUGUGUGGAACGAGACAGGUUCGAGAUCCACAACGGGAACUCUCAGAAUUGAGACGUACAAUCUUUUCAGCUCUCCGCCAACUCACCGACGAUCUCUCGAUCCUUGAGCGCGUCGUCAACGCGAUUUCCAUCCAGGAGGGACUCUCCAAAAACGCCACCAAACUGGCCGAUCUUCUCGCCGAACUUUUCGAAUUGGAAUCGGGAGAAGGACUGAUGAGACUGCAGAAUUUUAGUUUGGAUGGUAGAACUAGAACUGAGUCACUCGACAUCCUGAGUAUUGUCAGAGGUCUGAAGAAAGAUGUGAUGAAUGAGACGAAAGGCAUUGUGGCGCUCAUGAAAAUAAAGGACAAACUCACUGAUCUCGAGGCGGGACUCAACGAAACAGCCACUGAAGACCUGGUCAGACGAGUCAAAGAUGUGUCCGGGCCUGGAGUCAUCAAUAGACAGCUCUUGGACACGUAUGAGUUUGAGAGUUCUCUGGAGCAAUUGACGAUUAUCGGAAAUACCCGGAUCGGCGUUGAGUGGGAAUCAUUGGACUGUUUUACCAAGGCUGCUGUACAAGUAUGCGAGCGCAGGCCAGAAGUUCACAAGAGGCUCGAAGAGUUCAAGAAGUACAAAGAAACGCUCAGCAAUGUGAUGGCUGUGAAAGAUAUGCACAAGGUGCUUGAACCGGUUCUCGUCAUCUCCCAAGUACUGCGAGAGUACAGCCAACACUCAGAAGCGUUGCUUUCUGUUCCGUCGAAGCGAUCCGCUUUGAAACAUGAAUCGGACGUGCUUCUACCGAUCGCCGCGAACUAUCAAUUGUUCUCAAGAGUGAGUGCAUCGCUCAACACCACUUAUAUGUACGCGGCGGACGUGGUGCCACAAAGGUAUAUUCGGACCAGAGAAUUCUCGAAGAGAAUCAAGGACUAUGUUCGGUUCACGAAAGACAUCCAAAGUGAGUGGUUCAAGGAGAAGAUUGCCGACGGAAAGGACGUGAAACCGCUGGAAGAUGCUCUCGAACACUCGCGAGUUCUGGGCGAGAAGGUGUCUAGGAUGGAUAAGAGAUGGAUAAAUUUCCUGGAUAUUCUUCACAUUGUCACCCGCGAUCAUUCACUAGUGGAUGCGAUUAGCUCGAUAAAAAGUUUGGCAAAGAAUGGAGAGGAAUUGGCUGAAAUCAAGGACUUGAAACCUUCCAUCGACACUGUUGCGACUGCGGUCCAAUCUUUGAAGCACAUCACAUGUGCUCCACCAUUUGAUGAACUUCAACAAGUUUAUGCUUAUGCAAAAAACGUAAGUACACUUGUCGAAGGAAUGGAGGCGGCGAUUGAAAGUGUUGUACAGAACAUUAGCGAAAAUAUAACGGAAAGUGUGAACGAACUUUCUGAAUUGACAUGUAACAUUUCUCAAAGUCACUACAAAGAUUUACUUGCGCUACAGCACGAUUUUAAGAAAAACCCGAUGGUUCAAGUUUUCUCAGAUUUUGCAAAGUCUCUGGUGGCCAAUCUCAAGAAGUUUCCCGUGGAAACACUUGAAGCUGUCAUUAAAGACGCUCCUGACUUUACUUCGAUCAAAACAAUGCAAUCGUGUCUCAAGGAAACUGGACUUGUCGGCACUCUGAAGCUUCUCCAAUCUGCCAACAAUGACUCGGACAGAGUUGGAAAGGUGUUCCAUUUCGGGAGCAAUAUCCAUGAAUUGGAGCCUGUUUAUGUCAGUCUGGCCAGAGUUCUGGUCGACGUGAUGAACGAGAUGAAAGAGAACGUUGUGGAUUUGGUGUCAUUGGGAAGACGUCAAGCGGAUGGCGGUUCGAAUCCACUGAAAACAUUGAAGCAGCCGAUCGAGGUGGUGACGAGAAUUUCGAAAGGACUGGAUCUGCUCAGGAAGAUGUGCGAUGUGCUCGACAAGAAGACGCAAGUGCUGGCGGCGGCCGAUGCACCAUCUGAAGUCGAUGCAGUCAUCGGAGCACUUCCGACACUCAACGCAUCCUGGACCAACACCACGAAGGCAUCGAUGAAGAAGCUGAUCACGGACCUGGAGCGUUUGGACGAGUACGCCAAGAAUCUGACGAGCGACGCCGACCUCCUGGAGAUCGGAACCGUUUUCGACGAGGCCGCAUCUAUUGCGGGCGCCCGUUUGGACACCCGACUCCUCAUUGAUUCCGCACAUCAAGCGCUGAAGAAUUCGUCCUUUCAAUCGACUUUCCUCGCACUCGAAUCGCUCCAACUGGAUUUUGCGAGCGACGCCGACGAAUUCGCAUUGGCCUCUUUUGCUCUCAUCAGACUCCGCCCCUUCUUUGACGACUUUUUCGGAAUCCAUCGAGCUGUUGCAGGUGAGAGAGAGAGUAUUUUUCAAAUUUAAACCCCAGUUUUUUGGUUUCAGACCGCGGAACGUGA
This is a messenger RNA of Caenorhabditis sp. 36 PRJEB53466, 2741 nucleotides long. NCBI's taxonomy places the organism in Eukaryota, Metazoa, Nematoda, Chromadorea, Rhabditida, Rhabditidae. The record is from the annotation of a GenBank genome assembly.